GAACCCACUAACCUAAAGUAGCCUCCUUUCUAUUUCUGUUAAUCGAAUCAAGAUUAUCAAUUCCACCGAACGUACAAAUUAUGAUCUGCUAAGCUAAUAAUAAGUUCAGGGUGUUUCUUAAAUCGCACGAUUUUGAUUAUAUCAGUUUGUCCCCAACUGCAAAAUUUCCAUUUACCUUGUUAAAAUGUUUAACCAAAAAAGGAAGGUGAUCUGGACUCUGGAUUUGAGUUCCCAUUAAUGGAAGCACUUUAAGGUUCUAGGGUUUCUUUCCCUUAUCUGCAAGGAGGGCCCUUCGAUUUUAGGGGUUAGUUGGGGGGAAGGGUUGGGACCUUGAGCUUGAAGAAAGAGGAUGAAGGAGGUGAUUGGGAGGCCAGGAAGUGUUAGUGGGUUAACGCUAAGGAUAACCCAAUGUGCAUUUGCUGCUGCGUCUAUUGCACUUAUGGUCUCUGUCUCUGGUUUCUCUUCCUACACUGCUUUCUGCUACUUGAUUGCAUCUAUGGGGCUUCAACUGCUAUGGAGCUUUGGACUUGCAUGUCUUGAUGUUUAUGCUUUGAGGAGAAAGAGAGAUCUUCAGAAUCCAGUUCUAGUGAGCCUAUUCAUUGUAGGUGAUUGGGUCACAGCUAUGUUAUCACUGGCAGCAGCAUGCUCAUCAGCUGGUGUUAUAGUCCUGUAUGAAAGAGACUUGGACUUCUGCAAGCCUCAAAGUCGUAUCCCGUGCAGGCAAUUUGAAAUAUCUAUAAUUUUGGCGUUCAUCACUUGGCUUCUAAUCUCAAUGUCGUCUCAUGUCAUGUUCUGGAUCUUAGCCUCUUUCUAGGGGAGUAAGGGAUUCCAUACUAGCACAUAACAGUAUCUCCUACUUGACAUGUAAAUCCUUUUUUGCUUUCCUUCCCAUUGCCUGAGGA
Molecule: messenger RNA, 902 nt
Organism: Hibiscus syriacus
Lineage: Eukaryota; Viridiplantae; Streptophyta; Magnoliopsida; Malvales; Malvaceae
Product: CASP-like protein 5B2
Exons: 3
Coding region: 350-814 (154 amino acids)
Cellular component (GO): membrane
Source: RefSeq, a predicted model, not a curated record